GAGUUAGUGGCUGGGCUUAGGAAGAGCUCUGCAGUGCCCCUGGGGAAGAGGUAGGGCAGGCCCUGGCUGGAGAAAAGGCACCUCACUCUCCCCACUCCAGCAAAUCUGGCCCCAGGGGUGAAGAACCCCACCCCCAGGAGUGUUAGUAGGAGACAGGUCCCAGAGGAGUAGCGAGAUCUAAAGUACGGUGGUCAAAAGUCAGAAGACCAUGGUUAGGGCCUUUUGGAGAAGUUAGUGCAGAAGGGAGUGGAAGGAGGAGAGAUCCACCUUACCCUAUAUCCCCACAAUAACAUGAGAGGAAAUCGAUGAAAACAGCAGGAAGAACUCAAGUUAGCUGACAGAAGGAAUUUCUCCUUGGCAAAUUUUUAGAAAAAGGCAAAGACCCAUCUACCUGAACUAUGCCAGAGAUGCAGAGUUUACGAUCUUGGAGGGCUGCUGUCCUAGCCCCAUAGCUGGUCUUGGGCCAAGACCCCAGGGCCCAGGCCUCUGAUAUCUGAGAGAUAAACUACUUCUGUGAAAAAGAUGCUCAUCCAAGGCUGGCAGUGGGAGGGCAGCCUGGCAUUGAGGCUCCUCCCCAAACCACUUCAACGUCCAGGAAGCUUUCGAGUCCAGUUGGUUUCCAUUGCACACCACCCCCCCAGUCUGUGUCUCUAAGGGGAAGUCAGGCCCCAAAUUCUAGCUCCUUGCAUUAAGUAGCACUUUAUAGGUGGCAAAGAACUUUCCCAUACCUUAAUCACCUUGAAGAAAGCUCCCUGCUUCUAGGACCAGACUCUUUAUUAACUUAUACCCAACUCCUGGCCAGAUACCCUUCUCACUUGCCAUCCCGCCCACAUACUCUUCCUCCCUCCCACAGCUCACAGGACUAAGGACCAAAGGCAUUUCUGGGCACUGAGAUCCUCCAUCUCUGCCCCCAGCCAUGAGCCGGCGCGUGGUUCGGCAGAGCAAGUUCCGCCAUGUGUUUGGGCAGGUGGCAAAGGCUGAUCAGGCCUACGAGGACAUCCGUGUGUCCAAGGUCACAUGGGACAGCUCCUUCUGUGCCGUCAACCCCAAAUUCCUGGCCAUUAUUGUGGAGGCUGGAGGCGGAGGUGCUUUCAUCGUCCUGCCUCUGGCCAAGACAGGGCGAGUGGAUAAGAACUACCCACUGGUCACUGGGCACACUGCCCCUGUGCUGGACAUCGACUGGUGCCCGCACAAUGACAAUGUCAUCGCCAGUGCCUCAGAUGACACCACCGUCAUGGUGUGGCAAAUUCCAGACUAUACCCCUAUGCGCAACAUUACAGAACCCAUCAUCACACUUGAAGGCCACUCCAAGCGUGUGGGCAUCCUCUCCUGGCACCCCACUGCCCGGAAUGUUCUGCUUAGUGCAGGUGGUGACAACGUGAUCAUCAUCUGGAAUGUGGGCACUGGAGAGGUGCUCCUGAGUCUGGAGGACAUGCACCCGGACAUCAUCCACAGCGUGUGCUGGAACAGCAAUGGUAGCCUCCUAGUCACCACCUGCAAGGACAAGACCCUGCGCAUUAUCGACCCCCGCAAGGGCCAGGUGGUGGCGGAGAGGUUUGCAGCCCACGAGGGAAUGAGGCCCAUGCGGGCCGUCUUCACGCGUCAGGGUCAUAUCUUCACCACGGGCUUCACCCGCAUGAGCCAGCGAGAGCUGGGCCUGUGGGACCCGAACAACUUCGAGGAGCCAGUGGCACUGCAGGAGAUGGACACAAGCAAUGGGGUCCUACUGCCCUUCUACGAUCCUGACUCCAGCAUCAUCUACUUAUGCGGCAAGGGCGACAGCAGCAUUCGGUACUUUGAGAUUACCGACGAACCACCUUUCGUGCACUACCUGAACACGUUUAGCAGCAAGGAGCCGCAGAGGGGCGUGGGUUUCAUGCCCAAGCGGGGACUGGACGUCAGCAAGUGUGAGAUCGCCCGGUUCUACAAGUUGCAUGAAAGAAAGUGUGAACCCAUCAUCAUGACUGUGCCCCGCAAGUCAGAUUUGUUCCAGGACGACCUGUACCCAGAUACACCUGGCCCCGAGCCGGCCCUAGAGGCAGACGAAUGGCUAUCGGGCCAGGACGCAGAACCCGUGCUCAUCUCGCUGAGGGAUGGUUACAUGCCCCCCAAGCACCGCGAGCUCCGGGUCACCAAGCGCAACAUCCUGGACGCACGUCCACCCACCGGACCCCGCCGCAGCCAGUCGGCCAGUGACUCCCCCUUGUCGCAGCAGCACACCCUUGAGACGCUGCUGGAGGAAAUCAAGGCGCUUCGCGAGCAGGUGCAGGCCCAAGAGCAGCGCAUCACGGCCCUGGAGAACAUGCUGUGCGAGCUGGUGGAUGGCACAGACUAGUGUAAAGGCUCAGAGCCUGGAAGGCCCGCCCCGGCUUUUGGUCUUGAACAGACCGGGUCUCUCUGGGCUGGGGCCGGGAGCGGGACUGGGAAGGGAACUCCCUCCCUCACAGGAGGCCUAAGACAAAUGGAGCCUUGCAUCUGUCUGGCGCCGGCAGGUCUGCGUGCCUCGUCCACGACUCAGCAGGAGCUGGCCUCGGGUGGCCCGGGGUGAUGGGGCCUCAGCAAUGGUGCUGCUUGGUGAGGCGGUGUCCCCUUUGUCCCCCGCCCAGGGCAGAGGAAAUGCUUAGUAUUAGCUCAAUGCUUGGAGAUAUUGGGGAACUUGGGAUUGACCUCAAAGGGGUAGCAGCGUUCCGACAGGUGUCCCAAAAAUGACUGAGGAAAAUUACAAGGCUUCUCCCCUCUAAUCAGCUCACUUGACUCCACUCCCCUGAAUGGUAAGCUGGUAGGGUGUCACCCCAGUUCUACAGACAUACACAACCCGUUGGCUGUAGAGCUGGACCCACUGGUUACACCCAGCAGAGGGCUCUCUUCCUUCUUCCCACCCGCAGGGGAGAGGGCCGCUUCCUCGCUGCCCGCUUCGCCCACCUGAGAGCAAACGGGAGAACUGGCCUGAGGAAGCAGGUACACACACACACACACUCACACACACACACACACACUCACGCUCACACUCACACUGCCCCCAGCCCUCUGUUGUGGCCUUGACUCUAAGAGGAAAUUAAAUCUUUUACUAAGUGCUCAAAAUGUAUCUCCUGUAUGGGUGGGGGUGAGGGAAGACAAAACCCUCCAGCUUCUGCAAAUGCUACCCCCAAGCUCCCAGACCCGCUGACAGAUGCACCCCUGGCUGGGCUCAAAACCCACCAAGCAUCCUCUUACCUCAGUCUUC
Molecule: messenger RNA, 3223 nt
Organism: Pteropus alecto (black flying fox)
Lineage: Eukaryota; Metazoa; Chordata; Mammalia; Chiroptera; Pteropodidae
Gene: CORO6
Product: coronin 6
Exons: 10
Coding region: 917-2335 (472 amino acids)
Biological process (GO): actin filament organization; cell migration
Molecular function (GO): actin filament binding
Source: RefSeq, a predicted model, not a curated record